GUCUGUGCUUUGGUCUUAGGAGAGGCAGACGGUGCUUACAUCGGCAUUAAUCGUCGCAGUUUACCUUCGUCGUUAUCAUUGAAUACGUUGAUAUCAAAUACCAGCUCUCCUUCGUGCAACUUCCACGUUUCUUUCAAAAAUGGAUUUUCGUCCCGUUCUGGUUUCAAUCUUUCUAAUUUUUUAUGUGACCUCCGUUCAAUCGACAGAUAAUGGCUCUUCGAAGAAGAACUCGGGCAGAGUUCAACGUAGUUCGAAUAUAUUGAACGUUCUUUUCUUGCAACCAUCAAAUGGCAACCAAAAUAGAAAUUUAUUCUUGCCCAACGGUUUUCCAUCAGAACCUUUCACUGUAGUCCUCCCUGAUAAUUAUCGAAUUAUCGAUUUACCUAAUCCUUCGUCCUUGUCAAAUGGUUUUACAUCACAGGCUUCCAAUAAAGUUUUUCCUAACUAUGAUCAUUUUCGUAAUAGUAAUAGGAAUCCUUUAGUUUUGUCGAAUGGCUUUGUAUCCCAAACUUCCGAUAUAGUCUUUCCUCAUAGUAAUUAUAAUUUUUUUUAUAACAGUAAUAGUAAUAGAAAUCCUUUACACAGUUUACCAAGACCUGUGGUACAGGAACCUUACGCACCACGACCAUAUUAUUAUACAUCGACACCUACAUUAGUAUCUAAUACACCAAUAUUUAACACAUCAAUACCACUUAAUAAUAAUUUUACAUCUUACACUUAUUCUACUCCUAAUACUCCUCCAAGCUCAUAUCUACCAGUUAAUACAUCUGUUCCACUUGAUAAUAAUUUUACAUCUCAUACCUCUACUCUUGAAACUUCUCCAAUUUUACGUAAAGCAAUGUUUAAUACAUCAGUAUCACUUAAUAACAAUUUUACAUCUGAUAAUUCUACUCUUGAAACUUCUCCAAUUUUACAUAAAGCAAUGUUUAAUACAUCAAUAUCACUUAAUAACAAUUUUACAACACUUGAUAAUUCUACUCCUGAAACUUUUUCAAUCUCACCCUCAUCAUCGUCGGAUGAUCUAUCAUCCAGUAACAUUAGGACAGUGAGAAGAAUAUCAGAACUUAAGUGUGACGAAUAUGUGGACGAAAUUGUGGGCAAUACCACGGAAUCAUUUGAGCAUGAGUUUGAAUUUUUGAACAAUAUCAGUACAUGCGAGACUAAAUACAGUUUAAGUACCGUCGGAAUCACGGUGGUUGGUGGCGUCCCGGCUCGGAGAGGCGAGUUUCCUCACAUGGUCGCUCUGGGUAGAUUCAAUUCUGACAAGUUCAUUCUGAUGUGCGGUGGCACGCUGAUUUCACAUACUUGGAUACUUUCCGCUGCGCAUUGCACUCAUGGGCCAAAUGGCGGUCCAACUCACGCAAGAAUAGGUAUUCACAACUUAACAGAUCAGAUAGGCAUGAGGGUUGCUAUUAAAAAUAUUACAAGACAUCCAGAUUACAAACCACCCAUAUUAUAUGCCGACAUAGCUCUGAUACAACUAAUGAACGAUGUCACGUUUGAUUCAUCCAUACGACCUGCGUGUCUGUUUCAACAACACGAUACCGUGCCUGAAGAAGCUUGGAUUAGCGGCUGGGGUAUCACUGAAUUUUAUGGAGAAAUAAGCGAUGAAUUGCAAAAGGUUAAAUUGGAUCUGAUAGAAAAUUCGUUAUGUUCAACAAAAUACAACAAUUCUGUACAAGUUCCACACGGCAUCACAUUGAAUAUGCUUUGUGCUGGCGAUUCUAUCAGCGACUGGAGCAAAGACUCUUGUCAAGGAGAUUCCGGUGGUCCUCUGCAAAUACUAUAUCCUGAUAAACCUUGUAUCUACCAAGUAAUGGGUAUCACCAGCUUCGGUAUAGGCUGCGCCGUAUCCGAAAUCCCUGGUAUUUAUACUAAAGUGUCCCACUAUCUCCCAUGGAUCGAAGAGCAUGUCUGGCCGCAAGGACAAUAAUCGCAAUUUAUUCGACUUUUACGAAAAUUGAACAGUCUGUGAUUCUGACUAGAAUAUUGGAACGUAAGAGAAUUCACAAGAAGACAUGAAUUAUAAAAUGAAUUAUAAAAUGUUAGACUGACGUAAAACUUCAGAACUUUAAAGAAAAAUCAAGAGAUUUUGCUAUCAUGAAUAGUUCGCCAUGUAAGUCCAUCGCCGUAAGGGCCAUGGAUCGAUGGAAAUAAAAUAUACCACCAGCUCCUGCAACAACAAAUAUUUAAAUACAUUAUAAAGAUAUAAUUAUAACAUUAGACUAUAAUAUAAGAGGAAAAUAAUGUUGGAAUCUUUUUAUAACAAUAAUGCAAAAAUAAUAAUAUAUUUAAGUGUUAAUAU
Molecule: messenger RNA, 2305 nt
Organism: Solenopsis invicta (red fire ant)
Lineage: Eukaryota; Metazoa; Arthropoda; Insecta; Hymenoptera; Formicidae
Product: serine proteinase stubble
Exons: 6
Coding region: 140-1933 (597 amino acids)
Biological process (GO): proteolysis
Molecular function (GO): serine-type endopeptidase activity
Source: RefSeq, a predicted model, not a curated record